AAAUGGGUCCACCAAGUUAUCCGGCCGAUAGCAGCGGAACUGGAGCUCUUUAUGCCGCAGCCCUUUGCGGGGGAAAUCCUGGGAAUGUGCAGAGCCCUGGGAAUAACUUUUUCUUAAAUAAUUGUUUCUCUUUUUUGUUUUGGCAGGUUUUGCACUAGUAUUGUUGCUCAGGAUGACAAAGGAAACAUUUACCAUGGUCGGAACCUGGAUUAUGAUUUUGUUGACAUACUAAGCAAGAUCACAAUUGAUGUGCAGUUUAUAAGAAGAGGGCAGAUAGCAUAUCAAGGCACCACAUUUCUUGGUUAUGUAGGAUUAUGGACUGGACAAAGUCCGCACAAGUUCACGAUCUCUGGUGAUGAACGAGCUGGUGGUAGAUGGUGGGAAAAUGCAGUAGCUGCUUUUCUGAAUCGGAACUACCCUGUCAGCUGGCUUGUCCGAGAUACCCUGAGCAGAGCAGAGGACUUUCAGUCAGCUGUUCUCAGACUAGCGGGGAUUCCCAUCAUUGCUGAAGUUUACUAUAUUGUAGGAGGUGUCUCACCCAAAGAAGGCAUGGUCAUAACCAGGAACAGAAGGGGGCCAGCAGAUCUCUGGCCUCUCGAUCCUUUAGGUGGAGCGUGGUUUCGUGUAGAGACCAACUAUGACCACUGGACUACCCCUCCUCCCUUUGAUGAUCGAAGAACUGCUGCCAUCAGAGCUCUCAAUGCUACUGGACAGGAGAACAUCAAUUUUGAUACACUCUUUAAGGUGUUAUCAGUGAAGCCAGUCUUAAACAGUAACACAGUGUAUACCACAGUAAUGAGCGCUGCAUUUCCAGAUAAGUACCAGACAUGGAUCAGAAGGGAGAAGUAA
Messenger RNA from Chaetura pelagica (chimney swift), 849 nucleotides. RefSeq names its product N-acylethanolamine acid amidase (gene NAAA). The record is from RefSeq and is a predicted model, not a curated record. Gene Ontology annotation, molecular function: hydrolase activity, acting on carbon-nitrogen (but not peptide) bonds. NCBI's taxonomy places the organism in Eukaryota, Metazoa, Chordata, Aves, Apodiformes, Apodidae. The transcript has 9 exons.